CUUGAAAAUUUUCAAACCAAGAUGAGUUCGUUUAAGCCUGCUUUGUUUUUGGUGUUGAUCCUUGCUUUUGUGUACAUUUGUAGGGCGGAUAACUUGACGAUAGGGAGCAGCCUAAACGCUCAACUAGUGCAUAUGGAGCAAGUGUCACUAUCCGGUAUACCUCUCAAAACAAGGUCGAAAUCGGUGUUCUACAAUGGACAGAUAGCUAUCAAGGGUAUAACAGCAUUGGAUUUGGACAAGUCCAAAGCAAAAGUGAGCAUCACGGCCGGCGGAGUGGGGUCUACUUACGUUAACUUGAAGUUAAAGAGCGAGAGAGGGGACGGACUUAACUAUCAGAUACAAAUUUAUGCUUAA
This is a messenger RNA of Colias croceus (clouded yellow), 354 nucleotides long. RefSeq lists its product as uncharacterized. The record is from RefSeq and is a predicted model, not a curated record. The transcript is spliced from 2 exons. Lineage: Eukaryota; Metazoa; Arthropoda; Insecta; Lepidoptera; Pieridae. The coding region runs from base 22 to 354 and encodes 110 amino acids.